Pelobates cultripes (western spadefoot toad) is the source of this 269-nucleotide messenger RNA. The record is from the annotation of a GenBank genome assembly. Lineage: Eukaryota; Metazoa; Chordata; Amphibia; Anura; Pelobatidae.
UCAAACACUAUCCUCCAAAGAUGCUGGUUCACACCUAAGAAACCCAAAGCUCUCUCAGACUGCUAUCGAGCCCUUAUGAUGAGGCAACCAGAUACAGAAUUCCCAUUUGCUAAACAAUGGUCAAGGGAACUUGGCAGAGAGCAGACGCCCGAGGAGUGGACCUCAAAGCUCAAUGCUUCGAAAGGUGUCACCAGGUGCUAUUCAUAUAUAGAGGCACACAGGAAGUUAAUCUGUAGGUGGUACCUCACACCACAACGGCUUCACCAAAU